This is a messenger RNA of Microthlaspi erraticum, 219 nucleotides long. The record is from the annotation of a GenBank genome assembly. NCBI's taxonomy places the organism in Eukaryota, Viridiplantae, Streptophyta, Magnoliopsida, Brassicales, Brassicaceae.
AUGCCGAGGCCAAGUCCAAGAACGUACGACUGUCUCAGCAGAGCUUGGCAUAGUCACAAACACCAACCAAUGAAGAGCCUGAAAAUUUACAACUGGAUGCAUAUGGCUGAUGGACUCCUUCAUACAUCUUGUGGAACUCCAAACUAUGUUGCUCCUGAGGUUCUUAAUGAUGGAGGCUGUGAUGGAGUGAUAUUACUUAAACAUAAUACAUUCUUGUAA